Dendronephthya gigantea is the source of this 1194-nucleotide messenger RNA. RefSeq lists its product as uncharacterized. The record is from RefSeq and is a predicted model, not a curated record. The transcript is spliced from 3 exons. Lineage: Eukaryota; Metazoa; Cnidaria; Anthozoa; Malacalcyonacea; Nephtheidae. The coding region runs from base 55 to 591 and encodes 178 amino acids.
AUUCCUCUUAAUUCAGAUAACAUUAUUAAGUUUAGCGCAGCGCUAACAGUUAUAAUGAAAACGCAUUUUCUUUCUCCUCUUCUGGCGUUUUUUCUGUCAAUUUACGAAAUUCAAAACGUGAAUAUGUUGCCGACAAGUUUCAACACAAACACUAGUAUUAGAGCAAACAGCAGUGGAAUUCAUAACACAACACAGGUUAAAGAACUUGCUCCAGUAAAAAAAUGUAACGUCAGUUAUGUCAAAAUGGGAUGUUAUGCUGAUCCAAAUAUAGCAAACUCAUCAUUUCCUUCACUUAUUCUAAAACCAGUAUUACCCUUGCUCAAAGAGGGAAAGACGUGGUCUGUUCGUGGUGAAGAUUGGAACAAAUUUCUUCAAGAUUUUGUCUGUAGUUGUGCACAAAAAGUAAAAGAACUCAAAUAUAAUUAUUUUGGCGUGAAGAGUUUCGAUCAAUGCUGGUCUGGAGAUACAACGUUAUAUUACAGGAAUCCAAUAUCGAAUGGUUGUCUAGAACAGGACAUGAAAUCAUGCAGCCCAGAGAGUCUAUCUCCCUGCGCUGGAAACCGCACAUCAGUGUUUGUUUAUUCUUUGUAAUGUCACUGAAAUUAUAUAACAGACGGAAGCGUGAUACUAAUUAGUAUACAUAAGCUGGAGUCACUUACGAAUGGUAUACCUGAUCAGAUAUCUUUCAGUUGCAAGAGAUUUUUUUUAGACAUGUAAACUUCGGAAUUUGGCUUUCCAAUAAAACUUUCCCUACAAUAAAACCUUAGUAUUAAUGCAUCCAGACACUGAUAUACAUCCAAAAAAGCUACACAACAAAGCGACUAGUGGUAGAAACCAGUAGCAGAAAAAUAAUUAUCAAAGUGGUGGUGACAGAUGGCUCUGAUAAGGUGACAAGCGACCAAAACUAUCGUUCCAUUUCAAACGGCCAUUACAAGUUUAAGUAUAGAUCUCCGGAAAACAAGGGAAUAUAGUAUGAGGAUACCAGACAUGCAACUGCGAAAUAUCUCAUGAGAAACAUACCAAUCACAAUGCUGGAUCUCUCUGAUACCUUGAUACUUGUUAUUGAUGUAUCAGAUGAUAUAACAUGAUAUAACAAUUGGAAGGAUUCCACUAAUAACCAUCCGAAGUGACAUUGCACCCUUAAUCGCAGUGCCUAAUUAUUAAACUACGUCUAAUACCAGAUUUAGUUUAUUC